AAUUAGUAGUUCGUUUCAAUAUCAGUCAUUAAUAUAUGGUCUUGUGUUCUUUUUUCAAAUAAUUUUAAGUUUAACUUGAAAAUUGUUUCAAAUUUUCUUACUAUUCAUAUUAAUUGACUGAUAUCAUUGUUUUUUACUCAUCAGUACAAUCAACUUUCUGUCCGUUAGAGAUUUCCAUGUCUGCAGCUUGCAGCACUUUUAUUGAACACUCAAUGGAAAUGUAUGCAAAUUUUUCUAAAGUCAGACUUGUUUUAAGUCACGACCCCGUUCCCGCCAUCUCCCUAUUACAUUUACCCCUAACCUUACCUGGUUGUGCCCCUGUCCCUGGCCUCUUUGGUUCCUACGGACAGCACCCCUGCAAGCAUGAAGUAUCACCCUUUGAACAGGGUGGGCAGACUCGCUGUGCAUGAAGAGGUUGGAGGGACAGAACUCAAGAGAACCAAGCGGAACCCCACUGAAUGUGAAUUUAAGUGUCCUCCUGGUUUUUACAAAAAUAGCAAGGUGCAAGAGCUCUGUACAGAACAACGAUCGCACUGUUCCCCUUGCACACAUGGCACCUACACUAUAAUUGAAAAUCAAUUAUCAUCCUGUAUCCUGUGUACCCCUUGUGAUGAGAAAGGGUCACGAGUCGUGAAGAGCAAUUGCACCAGCACGUCCGACACCAAAUGCGACUGCAAAGAAGGGUACCAACGAAUAAACCACACUGAAGAAAUAUUUGAAUGUGAAUGGAUACACAAACCAACGCCCACUGUUCCUACUACUAAAGCUGCUUAUACCACAAAUAAGUCGACAGCAGAUCAUACUACAAAAAACGCAGAUCAUCUUGGGCUGGCCAGUUACGUCCUCCUCAUCAUGACAACGGCGUUUCUUCUGCUGGGGGCCACGUUGGCCCUGACCCUGUGCUGCCGCACCCAGCUGGGAAGGGAGUCCAGCAGGCAGCACUUCCUGAAGUCCAAACUCCUUUACACAACCGUGCAACUACCUCAAGAGAUACCAAAUUAUGCCUCUCCAAAUCAGCUGUUUGAAAGUCCAGAUCCACUUGUCCAGAUCCCCUUGGGGUCUAGCGAUGCUGCGAAAGUCCAUCGAGCCAGACCUCUUGACCAACAUGAACUUCAAGAUCUAAGGGAGGAAUCUGUAAGGAGCGAUUGGCCAGCAUGGGUGCUGUAUGCCAUCAUUGAAAAAGUGCCCGUGCGCCGUUGGAAGGAGUUCCUGCGGCUGUUGCGUGUUCCUGAUGGGCAGAUGGAGCGUGCUGAGCUGGAGGCAGGACCGUCCUACCUGGAGCAGCAGUACCAGAUGUUGCGGCUUUGGAGCCGUAGGGCCGGGGUGCAGCUGUCAGAUGUUUAUAACGUGCUGCAGAACAUGGACCUGUCCGGUUGCGCGCAGGACCUGCAGGACAAGCUGGAGCAGCAGGAGGUGCCGAUACACACGAGGUCACUCGCCUACCAGGCCAUCGGAUGGGACCGUGAGCCCACUGGAGGAACAGGAGAAGCAGCCUGAUUUUUUCCACUUUCUCAUGGACAAGAUCAUAAAACCCAGUCAGCCUCGACUGGGUGACAGGUGCCGAGCGGAAUGACCACAGAACAAGAUUCUUGACUAUGUCAUGAGCAGUGAUCAAAACCACUGGGCCAAGUUUCUUCUUUUGGUUUCUGUCAGACUUAAAUACAAACUGCAAUCUGUCAGAAUGAGGAAGUGUCUACACCCAGAGCUGGGCAAAUGAGGACAAUUUUUUUUCCUGGUUAAGUGAAUCAAUGCUGAAAGAGAGUAUUUUUUUUUGAAGGGUUUUCUCUUUAAGUCUACUGGGAAAAGUUAUUUCCUGGUUUAUCCAUGCAAUCUAGGUAGGCAAAAGUGCACAUACACUCAUGCCGGCAUAGAUGUCCGUAUGCUAAAGUUAGAUAAACAGUAAGUAUAUUUUAUUGUUAGAACAGUACUGUAGGAAUGUUCUUACUUGAAACAAGUUGAAGAGCAGUAAAGUUCUGCUAUGUACGCAGAGAAGUGUAGCUGUGAAAAGCGGAGUGUCACCCACUGGCAGACCGAGUGAGAAGGGGAAGCUUGCUCGCCUCACCAAAAAUGGGAAAUGACUCUGCUGUCUUACAGCUCAAGAUGAAACUCGUGUGUGGAGGGAAUCUGUGGGUGAUAUUCCAAGGACUGUGGAGGCAUUUCAUAGUCUUGUAUUCUCAAAGGUGAACCCAACCCCUGGGAUGCCACAAUACCAGAUAAAACAAAGAUUACUGCUCAAGUAUUAUUAGCGAUGAGACAAAAUAAGUUAGGUUUAUUUAUUCUAUUUUAUACAAUGAUGCUUCUUACAACCUACAGUUAUACUCUAAGCAAAUCCCACUGGCAAUGAAUGCUUCACAAUUUGUUGUCAGCUGUUCAAUCACUUUCCUCAGGUUAUAUCUCCAUGGAGUAGGUGGUGCUCCAUAGCCAAGAAACUUGAAGUGUUCUCUCUAGUGAUGGUUGCACCUGUUUUUGAUUACCUAUGCUUAUAUAAAAUGUUAAAAUGUAGAAUAAAAAGGAAAAUGAUACAAUUAAAACAAAAUUAUACAAUAUAAAUAGUCUAAAACAGCAUCAAACAGGUUCACGGGCAAAACAAAAAACAAACAAAAACAAACAGUCAACUCAAGAUUGAAUCUUUGUGGGCUGUGGUUCAGUGUUUUAUGAGUUAUGGUUUUAGAAUUAAUCAUAAGUAUGUGAAGGAUCAAUUAGGAUGUCCUAGAAAUACUGGAUGGUUAAUAAGAAGGAAGCCAGAGCAGAUAUACCCCCCAAAAGCCUACCAACAAGAGCUGGACUUAAUAGCGGUGAAUGAUAUUCUAGGGCUUUAAGACCCAAGACUAAAGCCUUAACAUUGAUAACAGGAAAUAAAGAUAGAUAACAUCCAAAAUCUUAUUUCCGUCAGACCAAAUUCUUAUUUUGAUGUAUGAGGUGGUUACUUGGUUGAGGUAUAUAGCUAAGUAGUAUCUCGGUAAUACCACUUAACUGUAUGUUACUGAUGUUAACGUGUGUGAGAAAAACUCAAGAUGAAGAAUGGGUGGCGCACAAAAUGAAAUGAAAUCAAUGUAUGAAUUGUUGUUAUUUAUGGUAUCCAUACUGCAAAGUAUUUACUGUGAAAAUAAACAUUAAAAUAUCUA
Molecule: messenger RNA, 3125 nt
Organism: Paramormyrops kingsleyae
Lineage: Eukaryota; Metazoa; Chordata; Actinopteri; Osteoglossiformes; Mormyridae
Product: tumor necrosis factor receptor superfamily member 1A
Biological process (GO): signal transduction
Cellular component (GO): plasma membrane
Molecular function (GO): protein binding
Source: RefSeq, a predicted model, not a curated record